Acanthaster planci (crown-of-thorns starfish) is the source of this 7925-nucleotide messenger RNA. RefSeq names its product protogenin B-like. Gene Ontology annotation, molecular function: protein binding. The record is from RefSeq and is a predicted model, not a curated record. Gene Ontology annotation, biological process: cell-cell adhesion. Lineage: Eukaryota; Metazoa; Echinodermata; Asteroidea; Valvatida; Acanthasteridae.
UUGAAUGUAAGCGCUGCGAUUAAUCACAAGAGGGCCCAGAAUGUUUUCAACUGCCGCUCAAUGGACGUAUGUGUAUUGUAUACCAUUAACAUGCCAGCUAUGACUAUACGAUCGAGGGGGGAGUGCGACCGAACGAUGCAAUAGCCUUCGUGCUGAAAGAGCGGUCAGCCUGAGUCAAAUAGUUCGCCUUGUCCAAAUCGCGCACGCCGACUAUGUGUGGAUGGAGCGGAGCAGAGGUCAUUGGUGACCACAGCACUGGCAAUGAGACACUUGUAUUCAUGCCCAUGGCCAGGUCGUGACCAGUCAAACUACGCGAAGAGCUCAACGUCCACCGAGCGAAGGACAUGGAAAAUUCUCAUUUUAGGUCGUGAAAUUUCAGCUACAUGGCGUCCAGAAUUGCUAGCAAGAGCUUGCCCUUGGUUGUUGCAUUCGCCAGCGUACUGAUACUGAAAGGAAUAUAUGCUACUGAAGAUUUAGAUUUUACUCAGGAGCCCAGCGACGCAGUUGUGCUGCGCAACCGGCCGCUGACCCUUGGCUGUGCCGUUACCGGCCUGCCACCACUGACCGUCCAGUGGCUGUACAACGGCCAGGCCAUUAGCCCCAAUGCUGACCGGCAGGUCUUGAGUAACGGCUCCUUGUUUUUACCGAACGUGCUUCCAAAGCGAGACAGUGGGGAAUACCAGUGUUGUGUCUCGAAUGAGUUGGGCAGAAUUUGCAGUAGUCCCGCUUCAGUCACAGUUUCCAAUGUACCCAGAUACACUGUUGUUCAGCUGCCGGACACCAUCCAGAGGGGGGGAGUCCUGAGGUUGGAAUGCUCAUCGGAGGGGGCCAUUCCCGUUACAGAGGCGAUCUGGAGGCUCGGGAAGGUCGUGAUUUUGCCAGAUCAAAGGAGAACUAUUUUGCCAAGUGGAGUUCUUCAAGUGUCUGACGUGGUUGCAAGUGAUGCUGGUAACUACCGUUGCUUGACGCAGAAUGUCGCUAAUCGUCGGAUCAAGAGCCCAGCCUUCAGUGUGCUGGUGCAGGAGCCCCCAGACAGCCCGAGCAGGGACCCGGUCAUUGUGGCAGGGCCUCAGGCCCAGUGGGUCCUGGAAGGGGAGAUGGCUCUCUUUGAGUGCUUUGCUAACGGGGACUCAUUACGAGUGACAUGGACCCGAGAAGAUGGCAGGCCAAUCAGAACUCAGGAUGUGAAUUACCUCGGUCGGAGCAAUCUGCAGCUGCUGGAGGUGACGGCCAGCGAUGAAGCGGUGUACGUCUGCACUGCCGAGAACACAGUGACAGGGGCCACCGUGCAGGCACGGGCCCAGCUGUAUCACGUGGUGCCCCCAGCCUUCAGGGUGGCUCCGUCCAAGUUCUUUGGGCCACUUGGCAGUACUGGCAGAUUCUCCUGCUCUGCCACGGGCCGCCCCACACCAGCCAUCCACUGGCUGCACAACGGCCAGCCCGUGGAGCUAGACGAACGGGUGGUACAGCAGCCCUCAGACGACCUGGUCUUCAUCGGGGUGCAGCGGGAAGACAUGGGCAUGGUCCAGUGCGUGGCUGAGAACGAGGGGGGCCGCAUCCAGGCGGGAGCCCAACUGGAAGUUCGCCUCAGUGGCAAAUUGCCCAAUCCCCCGCAGCACGUCCGCUUGCAUUCUAUCAACCCCAACACGGUCAUGGUGACCUGGAGCCCCCCAGAACGGUCUGAAAUUGAGAUCAUCGCUUACAGCAUCCACUACCAGGCCGUCGAGAGUAAAGGCAGCCGGGAGCUUGAUGAAAUCUGCAACGCUGAGGACACACAGUUCAUGGUGGACGAGCUGAACCCGCACACCAACUACUCAUUCUAUAUGCUGUCGUGGAACACCAACGGGCCGAGCAAGGAGUCAGCGCGCCAGUACAUUUUUACAGAGCAGUCGAGGCCCUCCAUGCCGCCCAAGUUCACGGCGGCCAGCAACACUCCGACCUCCAUCACCCUGAACUGGCAGCCAGUGCCCCCACAGCACCGUCAUGGCAUCAUCACCCGUUACCGCAUCACAGUGCGCGAGCACAGCGGCGGCGGGCCUGCCGACACGCUGGUCAAUAAUGCCUCAGUGACGGCCUUCACGCUAGAGGGCCUGCUGGCCGGGACCAUCUACCAGGUGCGCAUGGCAGCUGCCACAAACAGCGGAUUCGGCGUCAACUCGGACUGGUUGACUGUGCAGACGCGUGUGGAAGGAGACCUGCGGCCAAAUGCUCCCUACUUUGAGACGGUCACUCUCAACUACUCCUCCAUCAGCGUCCUGCCGGACCCGCCCCAGCCCUCGGACCUCAACCUCCUGGGGUUGAAGCUGUUCUAUUCCAAGCUUGACUUAGAGGAAGAGGCAGGCGACGACGACCCGAUCCUGCUGUCCCUCAACACCACGGAGUACAUCAUCACUGGAUUAGAGCCAGAUACGGCCUACAUCAUCCGACUGCUGGUCUACACCAUUGCAGAAGACGGGGAAGGCACUGUGCAGGAAGUCAGAACUGCAUCUAUGCCAGGCAUUCCCAACCAGUUCCUGGAGGCCCCCACUAAUCUGGCAGUCCAAGCCCUCAGCUCCCGGUCGGUGAGGCUCACCUGGCAUGCGCCAGUCACCAAUCAGCUGGUCAACGGCUACGUCGUGCGCUACUGGCCACGGGGGAACCGCUCCCGUUUGGAGCUGCCCAUCCAGCUGGACCUAGAGAAGAACAACACCAUCAAUCAGGUGAUUAUCCAGGGCUUGGACCCCUUCACGAUGUACGAAUUUGACGUCUGCUCCGUCAGCACCAAGAUGUCCGGACCGUUCUGCGAUGCUAGAGCCGUCAGAACCUUGGAAGACCGCCCGUCCACUCCACCAGAGGAUAUUCUGGCCAAGCCCUUAGCCCCCCACGCGGUAGAGCUCCAGUGGCAGCCUCCCAUGCAGCCCAAUGGCAUUAUCACCCACUACGUCAUCCUGUAUGAUGAGGAUGUCAACAAGCCAGAGGACAAAUGGAACCAGCAGGCCCGAAAUGGUACAGCCCACCACUCAACCGUGAAUGGCCUGGCCAGCGACACCAAGUAUUAUUUCAAGGUGCGGGCCGGUACGCAGGUGGGCGAGGGCCCUCCAACAGACGCCGUGGCAGCUCAGACUCUGACCGCUGCCCAGCCAGGUGUUAACACCAGUCGAUGGCAGGAGAGCUUGGUGAUUGGUGUCUGCUCAGCCUUUGUCCUGAUUGCCACCAUAGUGUUUUUCAUCAUCUGCAAGCGAAGGGGUCUCUUGAAACGAGCCCAGUCUAGUGCUGCUGCCCACAUCCACAGUAGCAAUGGUGCCGUGUGCACGGGCUAUGUGGCCAGGGCUAGCCCCGAUGGCCAGACGUACGUCACAGGGGUGGCAGACAGCGGGCAACAGAACGGCUUCAUCCCCAUGAGAGCAGUGCUCCCACAGCCCCAGAACAUGGACACUAAGGGUGGCACCCCUCUGAUCAUCAACGGCAAUGGCCCUGUCCGUACCUACCACCACCACCACCACCAUUGUCCCAACGGUGGCAUGGCCAUGCCGUCCCGGUUCCCGCGACCUCCUGGUCCCUGCAGUGCUGACCCCGAUGCCUCAAGUAUGGCCCUCCUUCCUGGCAGCGAGAGCGUAACCAACUCGGACUUGGGGGAGGACAACUCUCAGGGCAAAUCGGAAGCCAGCAGUAGUUCGGGUGGCUUCUCCUCUUACUCUCAGGAUCCUAACCACCGCACCAUGGCUAUGCAGCAGUGCUGCCUGGCCAGCAAACUACCUCAGUGCAGCAGCUGUUGCAUCGUGCCCUGUCCUCAGCUCUCUGACUCCUCCACGGGAUCUUACGGCGAGCCUGUGAUGGGGUCAAGGGUCGCCAGGGUGCUGCCCUCAUCGCCAUCACCACCACGGCAGCAGUCUGCCCCACAAUCUCAGGGUCUCCACGCCACCAGGCAUACGGGUGUCGACAUUAGUGGCAGUGGCCAGGGGAGUUGGCAGGCUGACUGGUGCUUCUCAGACGGGAGGUGGCCCGCUCCCACCCCAGCCCCGACGCUGCAAAGGAACGAACUGACGUGGCCCAGACACACCGGGCGGGUUCCAUGCAGGGUCCAGCGGGGGGAAAACGUGGUCACCUCCACCUCAGAUUGCGCGGUGCCACAGCCAUCAUCAUCCGUCUGGCAACGACAGAGUCAAGCACCCAGUGACAUGGAGGUUCCCUGCCAGCAGAACGCCGAGGCCCUUCCGUCACCGGACAGUGCUGAUGCCCUCGGGGGACACCAGCAGACGCCAGAGACAACAGUGCAGGGCGAAGACACCAGUCCAGAUUUCCUCAACCGUGUCCUGGAGGAGUUGAGCUCAGGGUCUUGCUCCACCGCUGUCUAAAGAGAAGAUGGAGAAACACAGCACGACAUUUUUUUUUAAAUUGAAGCGCAAAAGAAGAGAGGAAAUGUACGUAACCAAUCUACCUGAUAAUAUCAACUGCAUUUGAUUCGUUCAGUUUGGUGCUGCUACUAUAAUGCAUGGCAUAAACACUACACAUUCUCAGGACCAUGCCAUGCAUACGAGUGCGUAUCAACUGAGAAGAAAAAAACUAUUUAAACUUGGCCGAGGAACUGACCAGGAGCCGGCCAACGAGUGGACUUACCUCAACCCCCACGAAAGACUGACAGCUGAGAAGAUAUAUUUAAAAGACAAGAAAAAGGAUGUUUGCAUUGUGAUAAUGUGAAACAGUAAAGGAUCUCUCCUGAUGUUGACUCACUGUCGGACCCGCAGGAGAUGUGCGAUGCUUCAUGGAGACAAAACGAAAAGGGGAUGAAGCAAAGAAGCUGUGUAGCUGAUAUGACCUCAUAUCUCACUACGGGUUUGGAGUAGUGACCUCUAUAUAGCUGCUAUCUUUACAUGUCCAAACGGAAUGUAAUUUAUUUACUGAAAUUUGUAUUAUUCUUAUCAUUAUCGUAUGCAUUUUUGUUUCUGCUUUUUAAAGUUAAUGUAUGCGGGGUUUUUGUUUUUUGGGUUUUUGUUUUGUUUUUUAUUUGAGGUUUUAAUGCGUAUUUAUCAUGUUUAGUUAAAAAAAGAUGCAUCGUCCAGGAAAUGAUCUUGUUGGAUUGAGCAGCGAAACACUCAGUGUUCAGAAGCUUUUUAUAAAUUUGAUUUGAAGUGUUCCAGCCACCCACAGUAAAAAAAAAAAGGGAAUGUCACCUGUGGAUAUGCACUAAGAAAUUCUCCAAAUUUUGGUUUUCAAGUCGAUGCAGCAGACAUCCAAUUAUGAACGUGUCAGUCAUUAAAUAGAGAUUUGGGGGUUUAAAUUGCCAAAACAAGAAGGGAAAAAUCGCACAGAUCCUGCAGAACCUUGCACUUACCUUUGUUGGAGAUCACACGCUUCCAUCUCUGGUGAUCAAUCCAUUUUGGAGUACCUUGCCAAGUUCAUAUCUUGGAGUCAGAUUUCAAUGCAACAAAUCCAAAAGAGUCCAUUGCCGAUACUGAAAUGGUACAGGAGGUCUGAACAAUGAUAUACUCACACAAAAUGCAUUUAAGCAUCGCAAUGCAGUGAGGCACCUGCCACAGUGGAGAUAAAUGAGUCACUUUCAGUAACCUAUCGAAUAAAGAAGAAAUUGUUCCAUGUUCUUUGAUCACAAUUGUUUGGAUUGUGAGUAACUGUGCCUCGUGCUUACAGCACACGUCUUCAUGUCUUCGCCGUUGUGCAGACAAAUGUAUUACUAAUUACCUCAGACGUGUAGUAAAAAGACUCUUCUGUUUUGGGGGUUUUUUGUUUGAUUUUUAUUUUGGGGGGUUUUGGUGUGUUUGAUAGGCAUGUGUUGAGUUUCUCCACAUUGCAAGCUGUGUUCCACACUUAUACCCAGUUACCCGCGUCCAUUUCGUCUGUUCACAUUCUUUGCAUCCCCCAAAAAAGCCUUCACCUGAACAAGUCCGUCUUAUUUGCAUCGACCAACAGGCAACACGCCUUUGUCCCACUAUUUCACUAUGGAAACAUACAUGGAACGUGGGUAGUGUACCUAGAAAUCAUUGUGUUUCUGUAACAAUUCCUUAACCAAACACAGCUUGUUUACUUGGCAACACUUUCUUAACCCUAUGUGGUUUUUGUCAUUUUAUGCACUUUUUUCUUGUUUUUUUCGUCAUAUUUUUUUCAAGUAUCCUUUGUGUUUGAGGAAAAGGUAUUUCUACCUCAGAAAUAAAUGUGUAAAAUACGAGACUCAGGGAAGCAUAAUGUAUGAUACAUUAUUAUACAAUUUAUAUCGUAAGAUAAAGAAAAUGGGGGAGAAAAAAAGACAAAAACUGUACAGGUUAUUGAUGUAUUCUUCGUCAUGUGUUUUAAAAAGGAGUAAACUUUUUUCGAUUAUCAUAUGCUAGUUUUAAUUAAUUAUUCAGGUGCACUUUUUAAGAUAGCCAAGUGUAUAUUAGUCUGGUAGGGCAGUUUGGAUAGGGUUCCCGGUGGCUUUCACUCAAGACUUCGGUCCCGAUUAUAGGUUGGGAAUUUUUUUUUUUUGAAGGAAGGGACAUGUAGUAAUUAUGUCUUUUGUCAGAAGAGAUGUGCUUGCUCCUUAAAAGUCAAGGGUUUGAGAGAUGGCGUCUCAACUCUCAAAUGUUUGAAAGACUAUUCUCCUUCCCUCUUGCUUUUUUUGUCGGGGGGGGGGAGUGAGUGAGACUUACAGCUCUCCCAGUGAGGACUCCGAUCUUUAGUGAAUGCUACAUGGACUCUGUCCGUUACUGUUUUAGUGCAUGUGUGACCUUGGGUGUCUGGUUUGUUAUACAUUUUAUCAAGUUUCUAAUCACUUGCACAGACAUUUAAAAAAACUGUAUUCGAUGACGGGUAUUCAUGUGUGCCAUGAGUAGUGCUUGUGUAUCUUGUACAAAAUAAAACAAAAACAAAACAUUGUCAGCAAUUUUUAAUAAGGAGACUUAUAUUAGCAUGGUAAUUGCAGCUAGUUAUAAGGUAUCCUUACAAUAUGAAGACGUAGCAGCUAUCCUCUGUCAAGUAACUGUAUAUGAGCCAAGUCCAUGUGACUGUGAUCAUUGUUCAUUUACUGAUCUCACAGUUGGCAACCUGCCAAUUGACACUGCCAUGCAGACAAGGAUGCCUUUGCAAUCCCCCCUCCCCAAGAAUUCAUUUCGGAGAAACCUGCAUAUUUUGUGCUGCCGAAAUCAUGUGAAGCUCUGUCCCUCGGGCGAUAAUUCAGAAAUGAAAUCGGGUUUCUGGAUAAAGAAGGAAUUUGUUUUUGAUAAGGUUGGAGUUGAUACUUUUGUUGAGGCGUAUGGUCAUUAUGCUCAGAUCAUGAUAUUCAUGCCAACAUGUCCCAGUUUGGUGGUCACACCAAGAUGAGUUAUUCAGUGCAUCGCAUAGUUGAUCCUGUACAUACACAAAAAAAGGAGCCCUAGUGCAUUGACAGUUCCCCACCCACUCGCCCUUCCUACCCUCCAUGUUACAACAACCUGUGCUCAUUUCUUGUUGCAUGUUUUAGGUGUUAGGGUUGUGCUUUCUUUCCUUUUUUUAAUGAACAACACACCUCUACCUCAGAAUUGUCAACAGGGACAGGCAACAACUUGUUGGCCCGUCAAUUAAUGUAACAGUGAAUUGUGGCGAAAAGGAUGAAUGCAGUCAUUGUGCGUUUGGCCAUAUCGGUUACCAGUUUAUGUAAUGGGCUUUCUUUGGAAGAGACGAACACUUUUGUUGAAGCAACAAAAACCUUCAUGCACCGACACUAUCCUUUUGAUGAUUUCUUGUCGACCAAGAUUCAUGCAAAUGUUACUUGUCUGCCCUGCGGAAAACAGUUAACAUUCUUCUUGGUCACUCUUUUCAAGUUUGAUUAUUUUUCAGACUUUGUAACAAGUUUCUCUGUGUUUUUUGUUUUGGAAGUAUUCACUCACUCGAAUCUGUGUCCCAAAUUAGGGAUUUUAACAUGUACAUUGUAAACGAGAUGGUUUUAAAUAACCAAAACGAGAGAGAGAGAUUGCGUA